CGAGAAGGUGGUCAUUUUCCACCGUGUCUAUCUCCAUCAUCGGCAAGCGGUGUCUUCUAUCUAUGAUGCAAUGUUGCCAUCCACCCCGUAGGAUCAUAGUUGAAUUAUUUAAGUGUGCACGCCAAGAAAAUCUAUGUCAAUCUUGGAAAAUAAUGGAGAUCAGCAUAGCGAUUGUGUUGAGCUCUCUCUUUGUGUUUCUAAUCUUAUGGUCUCUCACCGAGCUGGCGCGUCAGCUAUGGUGGAAUCCGCUCAGAAUACAGAGGACGAUGGCCCGACAGGGAAUCAAAGGUCCUCCCUAUAGGUUCCUCCAUGGGAGCACGAGGGAAACAAUGAAGAUGAGAAUGGAAGCCAGAAGCACGCCCAUGGACGAUCUCUCUCAUGACAUACUCCCUAAGGUUCAGCCUCACAUCGACUCUUGGAUCAACACAUACGGGAGGAAUUACAUAAAUUGGUACGGGGCGCAAGCUCAAUUGGUCAUCACUGAGCCAGAGCUGAUUAAGGAGGUGCUAAUCAAUAGAGACAAAACGUUUCCGAAAACAGUACCGAGGAGCUUCGCCAAGUAUCUUUUGGGAGAUGGGCUCGUGUCAACCAUAGAUGGGGUAAAGUGGGCAAAGAAGCGUAGACUCGCCAAUCACACUUUCCACGGGGAAAGCCUCAAGAACAUGGUUCCAGCGAUGGUGGAUAGUGCUCACGUGAUGCUAGAGAAAUGGAAGCAACGAGAAGGGGAAGAGAUUGAGGUGUUUGAAGAAUUUAAGUUGCUGACCUCCGAAGUGAUUUCAAGGACAGCUUUUGGGAGUAGCUACGUUGAAGGGAGAAACAUCUUUGAGAUGAUGACAAACUUGGGUUUGUUAGUGUCCAGGAAUGCUUUGCGCAUGAGGUUCCCGGGAAUAAGUAAGAUUUGGAAGACAGUAGAUGAGAUUGAAGCCGAGAAGCUCAAGAAAGGCAUACAUGUUGCAAUCUUGGAGAUCGCCAAGAAAAGAGAGAAGAAGGUGAUGGCUGGGGAAGCAGAUGACUAUGGGAAUGAUUUCCUUGGGCAGCUUGUGAAGGCUUAUCAUGAUAAUGAUGAGAGCAAGAAAAUCACAAUCGACGAUCUAGUGGACGAGUGCAAGACAUUCUAUUUCGCUGGACAAGAAACCACCACCGCAAUGUUGACGUGGGUCAUAUUCCUCCUAGCAGUUCAUUCUGAUUGGCAAGAGGAAGCAAGGAAGGAGGUUAUUGAUGUAUUUGGGAAUGAAGACCCCGACUUCGAUGGAAUCGCAAAGUUAAGGAUGAUCAGCAUGAUCAUGAACGAAGCUCUACGAUUAUACCCUCCUGUGAUAGGGUUCAGUCGAAAAGUCGACCAGCAACUUAGGCUAGGGAAACUUGUACUUCCUCCUAAUACUCAAGUCUUUAUAGCAAAUCUUAAGAUUCACCACGACCCCGAAAUUUGGGGAGAAGAUGUGCACCUCUUCAGACCAGAGCGAUUCUCAGAAGGCGUCUCUAAAGCCACCAACAACAACGCAGUGGUGUUCCUUCCCUUUGGCUUCGGGCCUCGAAUGUGUGUGGGGAUGAACUUUGCGAUGAAUGAGGCGAAAAUUGUCCUUUCGAUGAUUCUGCAGCGCUACACUUUCAUAUUGUCUCCAGGGUACAUCCAUAGUCCAGUACAAAUCCUCACGAUUCGCCCGCAACACGGACUUCAAGUUAUCCUUCAUCCAUUGUAGCUUGUUUAUCAGCAUAUAUGAUCUAGUUAACGUUGGGGUUUCAGGAAAGAACCACGGAAGUUCAUUUGAUCUUAAAGAUGCGUUUCAGGUUAAGUCCAGGUGAAAUAGAGUUGGUUUCAUCCUUUUAAUUUAAUGGAUUAGGCAAGUCGUGUUUUGACAACCUAUAUCGAGUUUCUUAAAAGAAUAAUUGUUUAGCAUGUCAUGUUUGAUUGAGCUAUCUAACCAUGUACUUUAAUGUCGACAAGACAUGAAUAUGAAAGCCAUGGAAAUGUCAAUCAAGAUCUCAAUAGCUAAAAUCAAGAACACAUAUAAUUGAGUAAA
This is a messenger RNA of Eucalyptus grandis, 2021 nucleotides long. RefSeq names its product cytochrome P450 CYP749A22. The transcript is spliced from 6 exons. Gene Ontology annotation, molecular function: monooxygenase activity; oxidoreductase activity, acting on paired donors, with incorporation or reduction of molecular oxygen; heme binding. Lineage: Eukaryota; Viridiplantae; Streptophyta; Magnoliopsida; Myrtales; Myrtaceae. The record is from RefSeq and is a predicted model, not a curated record. The coding region runs from base 63 to 1700 and encodes 545 amino acids.